ACUUUUUGGCAGAGGAAGGGGAGGGGAUGGUUUUUGGCAGUAGUCAGGGUUGCCAUCAAACGGAUACUGACUGAGGCACAGGGGAGAAAGCGGGAUAGGAAAAUAUCUUGCUAUAAUUUCACAAUAAAGCGGGUCUACCCAGAGUCCUGAUGUGAUCAUCAUCCCUGAACAGAAACAUUGGCCUGCCCCGAAGUCAGUCCUCAACCAACCGUGGACAAUUUGGAUUGGAUAUCAAAGAUAAUCCGUCCUUAUCCCCGUUAUCUGCCUGCACUGGGUAGACACUUUCUUUUUUCCCUCCCUGCCUGUUUCCAUUUUCUGAAUUGGUUGCCAUAUAUAGAUUUUCACUUUCUGACUUGUUACCUUCCUCUGACUCUUCUAUUCAGAUGUAUUCCCUGGCUAUCGUCCAUCUCUCUGGGCUAUAACAUAAAUCAUUAAUGUUUUCAUUACGUUGGCAUUUUUACACCCCAGACCUGGUACCAUAGAUAUUUUCACCCUAGUCUGGCAGCUAGACUGCUCCUCUAUACCCUGAUGAAUGAAGACCCCAUUCGGGAAGAGUGCGCCCGGCCAGAGAUCCAGAGCCGAUGCAGGGCACACGGGUGUUUCUUCAAACAUGAAGAAAAAGGACUCCCACAAGAAACACAAGAACAGCAUGGGCCCCAACAAGGCGGUGUCGUCGUCUGCGCCGCGCCGAAACAUGGUGGGCUGUCGUAUCCAGCACAUCUGGAAGGAGGGGAGCACUGCGUCUCAGUCGCUGUGGAAAGGCAUGGUGCUGGACCAGGUGCCCGUCAACCCCUCGCUUUACCUCAUCAAGUACGACGGCUUCGACUGUGUCUACGGCCUGGAGCUACAUAAAGAUGAGAGGGUGCAGGGACUUGAGGUGCUCCCUGACCGUCAAGCCUCCACGCGCAGCAGCGACGUCAACCUGGCCGACACGAUGAUAGGGAAGGCUGUAGAGCAUAUGUUUGAAACGGAGGACGGGACUAAAGACGAGUGGAGGGGCAUGGUUCUGGCCCGAGCCCCCAUCAUGAACACCUGGUUUUUCAUCACCUACGAGAAAGACCCCGUUCUGUACAUGUACCAGCUCCUAGACGACUACAAGGAGGGAGACCUGAGGAUCAUGCCUGACUCCAAUGACACUCCGCCUGCAGAGCGGGAGCCAGGGGAGGUAGUGGACAGUCUGGUGGGGAAACAGGUGGAGUACGCUAAAGAGGACGGCUCCAAACGAACUGGCAUGGUUAUCCACCAGGUGGAUGCCAAACCCUCAGUCUACUUCAUCAAGUUCGAUGACGACUUCCACAUCUACGUCUACGACCUUGUCAAGACCUCCUAAGGCGACCUUUUACCCUUUGGCCUUUUCACACUACUGAGCCGAAUCGAGCUGUACUGGGCUGGCCUGGUUACACGUACAUCCACCAUAGCUGAAAAGACUAUGCGAAAAUAUGUUAGAGGUGGUACAGUUUGGUUCAGGUCGGCACGGUAGUGUGAAAAGGUCGCUGGGCCUAGAGGACAGGAGGUCUGUCUGGGGAGUUAAUGAUGGAUGCAGGAAAGACGAUGGUCAUCAUCACCACAUGGAACCUUACCUUAUCCACCAACUUUUCUUAAAUAUAUCUCGAGCGUUUCGUGCAACAGCUUCUUUGAGAUGCGACAGACGGACAGCUAGAUUGGAUAUUUCACCGAAGCCUUUGGAUUGCUACUAAAGCAUCUAGUGUUCUUGAAUCUAGUCAGAAGAGAGAGAAGGGGGGAGGGGUCACUGUGCAACUGAGUUAUUGGCCACUUGUUGGCUGAGAAGACUAUUGCAACUGGCUAUCCCCUAUCAGAGUAAAGAUCUUAAGGAUUUGUUACAUAGAUCCCUUUGUAAGGGGAGGGACGGGAAAAAGAUAUCAGCGUUAUUUGAACACUGCAUAUUAAGUGCGACCUUUUAAAGUGAAUUACUAUAUGGGUUAGUUUCCAUCUCAGAGAAUUGUUCAAUCCUUGACUAUGAUUAUAUUUGUUUGUUUGUAAUGUUAAAAGAUACACGACAACAUAUGCAGUGAGCAAAGGCAUUUGUUGAAGUUUUGUGAGGGACAUGACCAUUGUUGUAAUUGAAAUGUUUCUUCGUUUUUUCCCCCAAGAACUUGUUCAUGUAUAUUCAUAUAUAAUGAUAGUUAAAUACUGAUGCCGAUAUUUGCAGUUUUAUCGUACGCACUAAUUUCAAAGAAUCUACUCAGAAAACAUUUACGCAGUUGUCUUUAUAAGUUUUGCCUUUAAUAAUAAUUAUAUGUUGAUCAUCUCAACAAACACUAUUCAGAAUGGUUGACCAGUGAGAACGUUAAUCUGUAGUCCUGAGACUCAGUUUGUUCAUUAGGCCUUGCCAAAGCCCUCGACCCUUAUCAUUCAUUAUCCAAUCAUAAUAACAGCAAUAAUUAUUUUAAUUAUUCAGAUAAUACUUAUGUUGGUUAUUAUCGUUCCUGUAGUCAUAUGUUUACCUUUUUUGGGGGGGGAUCAAGCAUAGUUUGUAUUUUUGUUUAUUUUUUACUUUCAUUGUUAUACGUUAUUUAGAGACAUCUUCAUCUCUGUAUUUGUGUUAAACAGACUUUCUGUUUAAUUGGCAUAGUAACCUUUUAGUAAACUGUUUUAUCAUGCCUUUAAAAAAAUAAAGACAGUAUGGUGAAAGCACUGCAAAGUAUUUGGGAACUAAAACUCCACACCAGCUCUUCAAAAGUGUUCUAAAUUCAGCAGUACCAUUACAACAAUACUAAAGUGUUUCUAAAAUCUUCACACAACUGUUAAUUCACAACAAGUAUUCAAAACUUUAAAUGCAACACCCACUUUAUAGAGUGCAUGUAAUAUUGUACUCAAGGAAAGGUUACUAGCCUCAAUUAGAUUUUUAUUUGCCUUAUUUUGUUGAGAUGAGCUGUUUCCCGCCAUUAUUUAAAGCCUAUAAUAAUGUAGUUAAAAUGUAAUAGCAGUUUCUGGCUUUCUCUGUGUGUGGGCGGGUGUGUAACAAAACAACAUUCACCAGAUGCCCCUAGUAGGCCCCUUUGGAAUGUUACAAUAGUUGUCAGAGAAACACUCUAGAACCUCUGACAUACAGAUGUUGUUCAUUACUGUAGUAACGUUUAGUGUUCAUGUGACUGUAACCCCCCCCUCUACACUCCUCUGCCUUACUACUCUUUCUCCAUGCCCUUCUUGACCUUUAGCAGUGUUUAUACCCAGUCUCUGAAGAGGUAGUAUAGUACUGAUAUUUUCAUUAGCCUGUGUAGUAACAGAACAGAUGUGCUGUGUUGUGACUGAUUUGCGAUUAGAUAAACCACUCCAUCUUCAGCUGAAGUGCCUGCAGAGACAUAUAAAGCCCAUUCGUUUUUUUUUUUUACAUUUUAUAACUUUUUCUUUCUUUGAUGACUGUAUGGCUGAAUGGUAGCUUUAGAAAUGAAAACCUGGGAGAUUAUGUGUAUCGGUUAUAAUGAGGCUCAUAAUUUGAAGACCCCAAAAGGUACCGUAUAAACCUCUCUGUAUCUAAGAAGAUAAACACAAGUAUCUUAGUAUCCUGUUGUAUUCCAAACCGCAAACUGACUUGUGUUUUAUGCAAGAUGUCACCUUCAGGAAAAUAAUUUAAAGUGUUUGAUGGAUUGGCAUUUCACACUGUGUUUGAUGUUGGUUCAUUUUGGGAUAAAAUAAAUAAAAAAAGAAUAUGAAAAUAGUCCAUUAUUUUUGCAUGAGUAGCGGAAACAGUAGAACUGUAAGUGGAAGUUAGUGUGAGAUACACACAUGCAUCUGUCGUUUUUAACUUUUUCUAUGAGGUUAUUUACAUUUACAUUUAAGUCAUUUAGCAGGUUAUCUUCAUUGUGUUACCUGUUGUGACACUCCCUUUUUUAUUUUCCUGUUUUGCAUUUCUAAAGAAAAGCAAAGUUGUUUUUUGUAUUACAUUUUUGACUCUGCUCUGCUAUAGGAUGAAACUCACUGGGGUUGUAUGAGGGGCCAAUAGAACGGCCACAUGAUGCCAGUGUUACACAGCAUUUGAGGGAUCAUAUCUUUCACAUACAAUACCGAUGUUGUCCGUAAAUAUUUUUUAUAUGUAUCUCUUUUGAGUGCCACAAGGAAAACAUGAACUCAAAGAAAAAGGCCUUAUAAAAUUGGUAGGGGGAUGUUUAUACAGCAUAUAUAUAUAUAUAGAUAUAUAUGUAGAUAUGUAUAUGUGUGUAUGUAUGUAUAUAUAUAUGUGUGUAUAUAUAUAUACAUAUACGUGUGUGUAUGUGUAUGUAUAUAGAUAUAUGUAUGGGGUGUAAGUAUAUGCAUGGGUGUGCAAGGUAGGUAGCACAUCUUAGUUACAUAUCAGAAGAUUAAACAAUGUACAUAGACACUUUAAAGAGAAAAUAUCAUUCGGGUUUUCAUUUCUCAAAGUUACUCUUAAAUCAGUUUAAAAUAAGAUUGAAAACUAUGAUUUACUGUAUAUGGUCCCUUUUAGAUGAUGUUGCUCUUUCCUAACUUGUAAAAUAGUGUAUAGUUGAUUCUUCAUGUUUGUUGGCGUCAACUUCAAUGGCUUCUAUUUGAACUGGUAAUUUGUUAUUACUCUGAACAAUGUAUAGAGGUGAUUUGAUUUUCUUUAGGGGUGUAAAGCAUUUAAAAACAUGUUACUUAAAUCUGUACUUUUUAUAAUUGUUAUGUAAGUAUCCUUAUAACAUUUGAAAAAAUAAAACGUAAUGUGAG
Salmo salar (Atlantic salmon) is the source of this 4686-nucleotide messenger RNA. The record is from RefSeq and is a predicted model, not a curated record. NCBI's taxonomy places the organism in Eukaryota, Metazoa, Chordata, Actinopteri, Salmoniformes, Salmonidae.